Messenger RNA from Guillardia theta CCMP2712, 1515 nucleotides. RefSeq lists its product as hypothetical. The record is from RefSeq and is a predicted model, not a curated record. Gene Ontology annotation, cellular component: endosome; trans-Golgi network. Gene Ontology annotation, biological process: Golgi to endosome transport. NCBI's taxonomy places the organism in Eukaryota, Cryptophyceae, Pyrenomonadales, Geminigeraceae. The transcript is spliced from 6 exons. Bases 1 to 1515 code for a protein of 504 amino acids.
AUGGGCGUCAGCAGCGAGGACUGGUGCAUGCUUGUUGACGUUGUCAUGGCGCAGGAGGAGGGAGCCUUCGCAGAGCUCCUCUCCUCCUCCCCUGGAGCACAUGCCGGGGCCUCCAACAUGCUCUAUGGGAUGAAUGUCCUCAUCACGGGCAUAGAGGGCAAGUACCGGCAGCAUUCCGACUACAUCAAGCGCCUUGGCUUCAUCCUGUUGGCUGGGGAGGUCGACCAGUACCUCCUCUCCCUCCCUCAGAUCCUUGAACGCCUUGUCGAUGCCCUGCGGUUGCCUCCCGGACCAGGCUUGGGACAGGUGUACAGGCAGGUAUUUCUCUGCAAGCGUGUCCUCCUCGUCCGCCUCUCCUCCCGCAACCUCGUCUCCUUCUGGCCCAUCGUCCUCUCAGAGCUCAUGCGCAUUCUCCGUCAAGGGAGGAGCGACUCUCCGCUGGACUCUCAGCUGGACCCUGCCGUUCCCUUCGCCGCCCUUAAGUUCCUCGACCUCGCUGCUGUCCUCCAGCCCGAGGAGUUCCAGGCCAUGCAGUGGGGCUUCUUCUCCAGCGUCUCCCAGCUCGACCCCAGCUGGAACUCACGUAGCUCGUUCCCCUUUGAGCCGCUGGCGGUCUCCAUCGCUAAGCUCGCGGGGGGGGAGGAGAAGCAGGAGGAGGGGAAGGCAGAGGAGGGAGAGGAGGGUGCAGCUAAGAACAAGGAGGAAGAGAGACAUCUGGAAGAGCAGAAGGAGCCGAGCGAGCUCAGACGACCAGUACUGGAGCAGCUGACGGUCACGACAAGGGAGGAGCUGAUAAGAGCUGCCAAGACCUUGGUGGCGGCGCAGGGUCGGGUGAUGAAGAGCAAGCGGGCGGACGUGGAGUACAUAGUGAAGCAGCUGAGGGAGGAGCACGAUGACUUCCUCUGCGACCGCAGGACGUUCAUGGAUCAAAUCGAUCGCAUGCCCGAGAGGACAGAGGAGAGCGAGGUUGAGCCGGAGGUCGGCUACGUGUUCCCCGACAGAGAGGAGGAGGAGACGGUGCAGGAAGAAACCAAGGAGGAAGGAGAGGAGGAGGAGAUCACGGAGAGGAUCAAGAUGCUAUCGACCGUGUUCUCCAACGGAGUGCCGGAGGCAGCGAGCGAGGAAGGGAGGAGGGUGGAGAGUCUUCUGUACGAGGACACGGUAGAAGAGCAGCACUUGCCGCCGAUCGCGGAGGGCAGCGUGAGAGACGUGGAGGAGGAGCAGGAGAAGCGGGAGCUGGAGCUGGAGCUGGAGCUCCCGCAGCCGCAGGAGGAGGAGGAGGAGGAGGAGGAGCAGCAGCAGCAGCAGCAGCAGCAGCAGCAGCAGCAACAGCAGGACGCGGAGCAGGAGCAGGAGCAGGAGCAGAGAGGAAUAGGCAAGAAGGAAGAUACAGUGGCUCGAUUGCAAGGCAUCGGUGUUGGAGAAAGAAGAAGCUUGGAAACUGCUGGAGGGCAGCACGAAAGAAAUGACAGCGUGGGGAGCGAUGGGUCAACUUUUAAGGAUUGCAUCGAAUGA